Messenger RNA from Cylicostephanus goldi, 443 nucleotides. Lineage: Eukaryota; Metazoa; Nematoda; Chromadorea; Rhabditida; Strongylidae. The record is from the annotation of a GenBank genome assembly.
AUGAGUGAGGGACUAUCAGAAGAUCCAAAACAGAAAUGGGAGCCGCGAUUUCUGAUACUAAAGGGUGGAGAUGUGUGCUUGUUCGAAAGCCCACCGCUAAGUUCUGAAGACUUGAACAAAUGCCUUUAUCUGUACAAAAGCUAUGAUGUUGCCAUCAAACAGGUCCCUAACGAUUCUCGCCGACUAGAUAAACGAGAAAACUGCUUUUACUUGGAAACUUGUAUGGCUGAUGGAACAAGACACUAUCUUUCGUUUGAAACCCCUCAAAUGUUAGAAGCGUUCGAAACUGCUUAUCAUAAAAGUGUUUAUGCUACCGUCAUAGCUAUGCAGACGCGCACAUUCGCUUGCAGUUAUGAGGGCCGCCCGAGUGGAUUGGUUUUGGACAUCAAGCAAGGAAUUAGUCUCUACGAUAUUCCAACAAAAGUAAGUAAUUUGUGCUAAAU